Messenger RNA from Salarias fasciatus (jewelled blenny), 1827 nucleotides. It is a transcript of the gene riox1, whose product is annotated as ribosomal oxygenase 1. Gene Ontology annotation, cellular component: nucleolus. Lineage: Eukaryota; Metazoa; Chordata; Actinopteri; Blenniiformes; Blenniidae. The record is from RefSeq and is a predicted model, not a curated record. Gene Ontology annotation, molecular function: histone H3K36 demethylase activity; histone H3K4 demethylase activity. The transcript has 15 exons.
GGUGACGUAGGAAAAGAUGGAGAGAAAACACAUGUCCGCCUUUGCUUUAUAUCAAACUGUCCCGAACACAAAUAUUUCCCCUCCUGCUAAGAAACCCGCGUUGCCGGUCCCCGUUAAAAAGAAGAAGAAAAAGAAGGACAAAGUGAAAGUGGCUGCAGCUCCAAAGCUCGGAACACAAAUGAAGGCUGAGAAGAAGAAGGUGAAAAAGAAGCUGAAGAAGGCUGCAGAGAAAGAGACGAGGAAGCAGGAGGUUAUAAAGUUUCAUCAGCAGUCGGAGAAACCUGUUGAGGAGGAUGCCGGGUAUGUCCAUGAUUUGCUGGCAAACCUGGCGGGAAUCAACAACAGCAGGGAGCGAGCGAGCAAGCUGUUUCAGUGGCUCAUAGACCCCAUUCCUGCCAAGACAUUUUUCAGGGACACAUGGGAAAAGAAGCCCAUUUUUGUUCAACGCAAAAAUCCCCAUUAUUACAAGGGAUUGUUUUCCACUGCCGAGUUUGAUCGCAUACUGAGAGAGGAUGACGUUCAGUUUGGAGUGAACCUGGAUGUUACAAGUUACACUCACGGCAAAAGAGAAACACACAAUCCUCCAGGGAGAGCGCUGCCAUUCACAGUGUGGGACUUCUAUGAGAGUGGCUGCUCCCUCCGCCUGCUCAACCCCCAGGCUUUCUCCUCCACUGUGUGGAACGUGCUGUCCAUCCUCCAAGAGCAGUUUGGCAGCAUGGCAGGAGCCAACAUAUAUCUGACGCCAGCCAGAACGCAAGGCUUCGCUCCACAUUAUGACGACAUCGAAGCGUUUGUGGUUCAGCUGGAGGGGAAGAAGCACUGGAGAGUGUACAGCCCCAGGUCAGAAGACGAAGUCUUGCCUGUGCUUUGAAGUCCAAACUUCAGCCAGGCAGACAUUGGGAAACCCAUCCUGGACGUGGUGCUGGAAGCCGGGGAUCUGCUUUACUUUCCUCGUGGAUUCAUCCAUCAGGGCAACUGUCUCCCCGACGUGCACUCUCUACACAUCACCAUCUCCUCUUACCAGAAGAACAGCUGGGGGGACCUCCUGCAGAAGGUGGUUCCUGCUGCUUUAGAGAUCGCCAUGGAGGAGGAUGUGGAGUUCAGACGGGGAUUACCUCUGGAUUAUCUCACAUACAUGGGAGUGCAGAACUCUGACAUGGAUGACCCACGCAGGGUAAAAUUCUUCUCUCAGAUCGAGUCUCUGAUGAAGAGGCUGUUCAAUUACGCCCCGGUGGAUGCCUCCGUGGAUCAGAAAGCAAGAGACUUCCUCCAUGACUGCCUGCCUCCUGUUCUCACUCCAGAGGAACUGGCCAGCAGUGUGCGCGGGGCACCAACCAGGUGGGAGGAUGGACGAGUUAAAGACGUGGGUGUCCACAUCACCACCCAGACACAAGUCCGAAUCCUGCGUGCAGGCUGUGCCAGGUUAUGCAGCGACGGAGAUACAGUUCAUCUGUACUACACCACGAACAACUCCAGAGUUUACCACAAAGAGGAGCUCCAGAGUUGUGAAAUAAAACCAGAGCUCACAGACGCGGUGGAGUUUCUGAUCCAUUCAUACCCUCAUUUUGUGAAAGUAGAAAGCCUCCCCUGUGACUCUGUGCAGGACAGGAUUGCUUUGGCUGAAUUGCUUUUUGAGAAUGGGAUUAUCCACACUGCAGAAGCGCUGUAGAGGCCCCACAUUCUUCAGUCACGCUGGCUGCGUGGACACAUUCAAAAUACUCUUGUCCUAAAUGAAACUGUUGAACUGGUGCUAUAAGCAUUGGCUCUGCGAGAAAUGAAAACUUAAUUCAAAACUGUCUGCUUGAUUUCACAUAAACUUUUUUUCUC